AUGGCAACGCUUCUGCAAUUGCAUGAUUUCGCGAUCCCUGGGCGCCCGGACAAAGCGCUCCGCCUGGAUGGCCAGCCACUGAGCAUUGUCGAUGAAAAGACAUUCAAUGCAGAAUGCGAUUCUUCAGCCUUGACGCCUGCAAUUGGAGUCGCAACAGUGCUUUACAAUUGGUGUCCAGAAGCACUGUUGGCAUUACUAGACACCGACAAUUGGUUCUCCUUUACCUGGACGUUGACCAUCAACCAAGGCGAGGACAAUGAGACCAAGUUCGAAAUUGGGCGCAUUCGCCAGCAGGUCACCAUGGGAACUCUGGACAAAGAAGGGCUGUGGAGAGUCAUGGUAACUUACAACAUGACCUCUACGGAACAUGAAUCAACGGGAGACCCAUGGCAGCCGAACAUCGAGGAGACCAUGGUCGACGACAAGAACGUCGAGGAUGCAGCUGAAGUCCAUCGAUUAGGUGUCUCAUUCGUGAAAGACAUGAUCUUGCACCGCCGAUGGCUUACCGGCAAGAAAAUGCGGCAUGAGUUCUUCGUCGAGUCGCCUCAUAUCGGCAUGGAUCCUUGGGAAGAUGGAAUGCGCAUGAACCCUCGCUGGUUGUACGAGAGCCUCGACUUGUCAAAGUGCUCGACAUGCAAAGCAGCCGCCGAAAGUAGCAAACCUCUGAAUCGCUGCGGCCGAUGUGGCACGGCUGCAUACUGUAGUGCAACCUGUCAGCAGAGGGACUGGCCCGUUCACAAAGCAGUAUGCACCAUGUCCAUGGAAGAUCGUGGCAAAGCCCUGCACUAUUCACAGCAUGGAGGGCUCGCGAAUUGGCGAGACAGCAUACAAGACUAG
Messenger RNA from Cercospora beticola, 837 nucleotides. RefSeq names its product zinc finger MYND domain-containing protein. NCBI's taxonomy places the organism in Eukaryota, Fungi, Ascomycota, Dothideomycetes, Mycosphaerellales, Mycosphaerellaceae. The record is from RefSeq and is a predicted model, not a curated record.